AGGGGGUGAAGAACAUCUCCAAUGCGCUGACCAUCGGGACGGAUAUCUCGGCMGAGCACCCAGAGCUGCGGAGUGUGGCCCAGGCCCAGGGUUGGUGGAGCGGCGAGGGAGAGUUCUGCUUCAACGAGGRGUUCAAGUCUGAAAACCCCCCCGCCAGGAUGGAACUGGCCAAGAAGCGCUACAGUGGGGGCACACAGCUCCUCCAACAGCAUGAUGGUUCUGUGACGGCCGAGGUGAUGAUGUCCAUCCUGAGGGACAAGCCCAGUGGGAUCUGCAUGGACUCUGGGGGGUUCCGCACCACUGGCAGCAUGGUGUCCAUCCUGCCCCGCGACCCCAGCCUGCCGUGCAUCCACUUCCUCACUGCCACCCCCGACCCCUCCAGGUCUGUUUUCAAGCCUUUUAUCUUCUCUGAGUCUGUGACCCCAGUGUCGAGGGUGAUCUCCCCACAGUACGGCCCAGACGACCCGGUCAGGAAGCAGCCGCGCUUCCAGAGCCAAGUGGACCGCAGGCACGACCUGUACAAGGCCCAUGAGGGGGCCCUGCAGACUAUGGAGACCAACCCGGACGCAGGGAAUGCUCUGACGGAGACAUUGAGGAUGUUGGAGGGCCAGUGUCUGACGGACAUAUCAGCCCUGCUCAGUGGAGAAAUACCAGCAGAUGAGGAACUGGGGGACCUMUUCUUUGACUGUGUGGACACGGAGCUGAAGUUCUACCAGUGAGGAGCGCCCUCAUGUGGAGAUUGCUAGUGCUUGCAGAUCGGCAGGAGAUGGCCCUGGGACUGUUACAUCCUGUGCUCCUGUUAGAUUGGCUCCCUCCAGUCUCACGCAUACGAACUCCCUGAUGCCAUUCCAUCCAUCAUUAACACAGAAUAUAAAUGUCUUAACGUUCCAUGGGAUUGGAGCAACAUUAUCAUUUGUAUCACUUUAGGGAGCAAUGCUCGCCCCACAUUAGUGAGUAUGUGAUAGACCACUACAGGAGUGUACAUUACCAGUCAAAAGUUUGGACACACCUACUCAUUCAAGGGUUUUUCUUAUUUUACUAUUUUCUACAUUG
Salvelinus sp. IW2-2015 is the source of this 1053-nucleotide messenger RNA. RefSeq names its product secernin-2. Gene Ontology annotation, biological process: proteolysis. Lineage: Eukaryota; Metazoa; Chordata; Actinopteri; Salmoniformes; Salmonidae. The record is from RefSeq and is a predicted model, not a curated record. Gene Ontology annotation, molecular function: cysteine-type exopeptidase activity; dipeptidase activity.